CAGGUUUGGACAGUGAGGAGAUUUGAUGAGAACAGCGCGUCUGUUGAUUUUUAAACAGCUAAGCUAGCUACAUAAAUCGCCUGUUAGCUUGUGAGCUACGUAGCAGCUAACUGGCUAACUCUCCAAAUCCUAAACAAUGGGAUGUUGGUUAGUGAACAUCUGCUACAUUAGCUAGCGCUCUUCGUUUGUGUGCAGCAUUCUGCUCUUUUUUUGUGUUCAAACGUAUUACAGGGAUGCCCAAGGAAAAAUAUGAUCCGCCUGACCCGAGGCGGAUGUACACAAUAAUGUCAAGCGAGGAGGCGGCCAGCGGGAAGAAGUCAUACUGGGCCGAGCUGGAGAUCAGUGGCAAAGUAAGGAGUCUAAGCACGGCGUUGUGGUCUCUCACUCACCUGACUGCGCUUCACAUCAGUGAUAAUUCCCUCUCACGCAUCCCGCCCGACAUUGCCAAACUACACAACCUGGUGUACCUGGACCUCUCGUCCAAUAAGAUCAGGAGCCUGCCCGCCGAGCUAGGCAACAUGGUAUCUCUCAGGGAACUGCUUUUAAAUAAUAACCAGUUACGAGUUCUACCUUUUGAGCUUGGGAAACUGUUUCAGUUACAAACAUUGGGUUUAAAAGGAAACCCACUUGCACAAGACAUCAUGAACCUCUACCAGGAACCCGAUGGGACACGCCGGCUCCUGAACUACCUGCUGGACAAUCUUGCAGGCACUAAGCGCGUCUCCACAGAACAGCCCCCUCCUCGCUCUUGGGUACCUCUUCAGGAGCCUGACAGGACACGACCAUCAGCCCUGUUCUCUGUGAUGUGCUACAAUGUGCUCUGUGAUAAGUACGCCACGCGCCAACUCUACGGCUACUGCCCCUCCUGGGCCCUCAACUGGGAGUACAGGAAAAAGUCCAUUAUGCAGGAGAUUCUAAACUGCAGCGCAGACAUCAUCAGCCUACAGGAAGUGGAGACAGAGCAGUACUACAACUUCUUUUUGGUGGAGUUGAAAGAGCAUGGCUAUGAGGGCUUCUUCAGCCCAAAGUCUCGUGCCAGGACCAUGUCUGAGUCUGACCGCAAACACGUGGACGGCUGCGCCAUCUUCUACAAGACAGACAAGUUCAGCUUGGUGCAGAAACACACAGUGGAGUUCAACCAACUGGCCAUGGCCAAUUCUGAGGGGUCAGAGGUGAUGUUGAACAGGGUCAUGACCAAGGACAACAUUGGGGUUGCUGUGCUCCUGGAGCUGCGCAAAGAAAUAAUGGAGCAAUCUGCAGGAAAGCCCUUGCAUGGUAUGGAGAAGCAGCUGGUGUUGGUGGCCAAUGCCCACAUGCACUGGGACCCAGAGUACUCGGAUGUGAAACUUGUCCAGACCAUGAUGUUCCUGUCGGAGGUGAAGAACAUUGUAGAUAAAGCCACACGCAGCCUCAAGCUCUCAUCUGUAUCGGGAGAGACCAACGCCAUCCCGCUCGUCCUGUGUGCUGAUCUGAACUCACUGCCUGACUCGGGUGUUGUAGAGUACCUGAGCACAGGCGGUGUGGAUAGCACUCACAAGGACUUUAAGGAGCUGCGCUACAUCGACUGCCUGACCAACUUCAACUGCAAUGGCAAAAAUGGCACGUCCAGCACCAGGAUCACGCACGGCUUCAAGCUGAAGAGUGCCUACGAGAACGGCCUGAUGCCUUACACCAACUACACCUUCGACUUCAAGGGCAUCAUUGACUACAUCUUCUAUUCUCAGCCCCUGCUGAACGUGCUGGGUGUGCUAGGCCCACUGGACCCGCACUGGCUCCACGAGAACAAUAUCACCGGCUGCCCCCAUCCCCACAUCCCCUCCGACCACUUCUCUCUGUUUGCACAACUAGAGCUGGUCCUGCCCUACCCGCCCGCCGUCAACGGCAUCCACGUGCCUGGCCGCAGGUAGUUCUCCGAGCCAGCAGGGGGAGCUCCCGCCCACGCCUCACCUGCUCUCUGCUCAGGGAGAGAGGCUCAAAGCUCGAUGUGUAUAAAUCAGAAUCCAAUAGGAGGAGCUGGGGUAUGGCUAAACUUUUAUUCCCAAUGGAUUUUAACUGAAGCAGACGCUUAUUUGUCAGUCUUAUCUGUACCACCUCCCCCCUCUGUAUUAUUAUUUUUGUUUGUUUUUGUUUCUUUUGUUCCUUUUUCUGGGCACAAUUUAAUGUUACUUUCUCCUCCUACACUAUAUCCCAAUCCCAGAUUAUUCAUGAGUAUUCCUUGUAAAUUUUACCUAAAGAGAGAGACAAUGGUCAAUGCUUUUAUAAAUAAAAUAUGGCAAUACCUUUUCAGAUACGUGCAGGGAGUCCAGAUCAAGCAAGUUCAUCAGAUAUCGGUUUUGGACCAUGCCUCUUUUUGUCUGAUACCAGUUCGGAGCAAGCAGCUAAAUUAGACGGAAACCACUAAAUCGCACCAGCUUAAGAGAGUGAGGGAGAGGAUUGCGUAGUCCGUUCUCCCAGAAUGCCCUUCUGACCUAAAGGGCUUCUUAAAUGUGUGCACAGCGUGAGAGCAGGUCGCACUCUUACCUUCACACGUCAUAUGGUGCUGAGGCAUCUCUUGAAACCCGAAGCUCUCCUCACCCUUUUUGUGAACACCACCCAAGCUUUGGCCUUUGAAGGCUGACUGCAUCCAUCAAAGUGAAGCAUGGGAGUUUUUAGAGAGAUGCCCAUGCCCAAGUCAUCCAUGCCAUGUGUUUUUUAAUCUGGAUCUUACUGCUUUUAGUGGAAGUUUAUUUCAAAGCCCAUAUUUACAGCCCUGAUAUUUACUGCAGAGUAGAGAAGUUGGUGUAGCAGGAAAAAGGGAAGUGAUCUGAAACGGGCAGCUGUGUUAAUGGCAUGUGUAGGUGACUGCAGCCUAUGUACCUAAAGCACUGCUGAAGCCCCCAGGGCUGUUUUGAAUUAGGCAGGGUGGCACAUGGCAAUGAAGGCACCACAAUAAGUAAAGCGUUCUUAUUCUUAUACUCAUGCUCAGUCUUAGACAGUCAGGCUAGCCUCACACACUCUGGCCACUCAAUACAUUGCCUUGCUAAGCCCAGGCACCCUUCCCCUUUUUUUCCUUUAUUUUGGGUGUGCUUUUGUGUUGCUCCCAGGUAUUUGUGAGUUGACUUUGGAUUUGGGGACUCCACGAUUGUAUACAAACCACAGAAGUCCGGACUUUUUCUUUUGUGUGUUUUUGUUUUGAUGUUUUGUGCGUGUAUAUAUUCAAAUUCCGAUUCGGAUGAAAAAUGAUUGUAUUGUAAAUGAAAGCUAAAUUUCUAUCUGUUUUAAGGUGUUUUGAACCUAACAAACAUGCAGAACGACCAGCAUGUAAACAACAGGAGGAAGAAAACAACUUUUCAGGUUUUUUGCUGUGUAAAUUUGCACUUGUCCAGGUCCUUUUGGUUUAUUCCUCCUCCUUUCCUUUCAGUGUAUCACUUCUUUUAUUUUAUUUCUCCCCCCCCUUUUUUUCUUUAAUUCUUCUUAACCAAAAGCAUUGCUGCAUAGAGCCUGGUGUCCGGUUAUGUGCCCCUUUUUCUUUUCUUUGUUGGUGAGAACAUGCAGCAUUGUGCCUCACUGUUUUCCAUUCCUUCAAGCACACUGCCAGUGCUCUCCUGGACACCUAAACAGCCUCCGUUUCCUCAAUCAUCUUUCCCUCCAAUCUGAUUUUUUUUUUCCUCCUUAUUCAGGUUUUCAUUAACACACUUUAUAGUGACUGUAGAGUAGUUUUUCUUCCCAGAUUUUCUUAAUUUUAUAUUUAUUUUUCUGCUUUCUCAAUUUACUGCCACUUCCUCGCUCUCGACUCAGGCAAUUCUCUUUUACUGCUUUCUUUUUCCUUUGUGUAGCUUUUUGUAGCUUUUAUUUUUAUUUUAUUUUUUUUUGCUGUUGUCUGUGCAGAACUUCUGACUUCUGCUACACCACAGGCGGCUCUCUCCUCUCUUCUGUGUUGUGCCAUCCAAUACGUUCUGCUGCGAGGCCAAGUGUAAAGCUCCUAGUCCAUCUCCUACUGUAAAACUUUUUCUGACCUGAGGAACACAAGCAUGGCUGCCACUGUGUUUGUGCUAGGCAAAGUGAUCGGCCACUACCAAACACAGUCCACGUCACUGAUUGAUUGCUUGAUAUAUGUGCUCACAAGGCCAAUCUGUUUUUCUUUUUCUUUUUUUUUGUGGAUUUGUUUUCCCUCCCUCAACCCAUUUAUUCAUUAAAUUUCCUCCUUAAAUUUGUCAUGUUUUAAAAAUGGAAUGGAUUGACAAGCACUUAUUGUAGAUCACUAGUGCAGCUACUCAUUUCCCUCCCUUUAUUUUUUUAUUGAAAAGAUACUUUUGCCAUGAGGCAGAGGUCAAUUUUAAUGACUUUUACCGAACAGGGGAAAGGCAUUACAUAGGGCGGUUCACCCCGUCACACUGUUGGUGUCCGUUUCAGUUCCCCUUUAACUUUUGUUUCUGUUCUUUCCCCACCCUCACCCUCUCCCUUCCUUGUUUGGGUUGUUUUUAAUCAAAAGCAACUUGUCUGGUUAUUAUAUUGGAUUGCUGAUGGUGUUGUCGUAGCUAAAAAGAGAUUUUUGUAAAGUGUGAAUAAAUUAUGUAUCGCGUUUCCUUUCUUUGACAUGAAUUGUGUUGAUGUGUGUAUCAUAAUUGAUAUCUAAUAGUUGUUUUUUUGUCAUUCUUUUCAUUUUGCUCUAUUUUGUUUUUUGCUUUUUUUGUAAUACUCAAAACCAAAUUUUUGUAAAGAUGUUGGCACACUGAAUUAUAGAUUUAUAUGGUUGCUAACUUUCACUUCGAGAUACUUUUAAGAAAAUACUUCAAUGAAAUCUAGACUAAAGUCACAGAGAAAUAAAGAGCUGUCAUUUGUCACCAAACGAGAUUUCUUCAACUUUUGACCUUAAGCUUUAUGUGGCGUAUUCACCUGGUUGGAGAGCUUGUGUUUGAUUAGCGGAAAGCUAACGCUAAGGUUCCUUUGAGUUAGUGAGAAGCGUGGCGGGCAGGCGGUGCAGCGCAGCCUUUUCCCUGCCUCCUGCUCUGCUUUCCUGUUGUUGAUGUCUUAAGGUUGUUUCUCACUCGCUCACACAGAGAGGGAAAAGUGAAGUAUAGGGUGAGAAUGUGGAGGCAGUGCGGGCAUGAAUCAACACACUUGCUCUCCUCUUUUUCCUCUCUGUGCACUCUGUCUUCUGUCCAUUUCCCUGCUUUUCCUUCAGCACUUGGAAAGCCAGUCACUUCUGAUAGAACUGCAUGUUUUUAGCAAUUGUUUAGCAAUCAUCGCUGUUGAUAUGUCCUAGAUGUCCUAGCUUUUUCUUUCCUUUCAUUAUCUCUUUUCUUUUUUUAAGCUUUUCAUUGGAAAGAAUUACUUCAGGUGGUGUCUUGUGAAGAACAAGCGAACUUUAGCGUCACACUAUCAUGUCAACUUAACUCGAAACUUGGCAAUAAUGACUUCACCACAGUUCCACGCUUUUUCUUUCACCUGUUCAGAUUGACCAACUAAGCAGAACUGUCUGGCUUUGCCAUAUAGAUGUCCUCUCUCUUUCAUUUCGCUGUUUUUCAUGGUCUGUUUUAUACCUUCUUGCUCUGUCAGUAGGGGUAGUUGUGCAAUGGUCAGGAUUGUGGUUGAUUCAGCUGGAAGUCAAUAAGUAUUUAGGCAAUGUCACUAUUUGAUGCACUGGACCAACUCUUGUUUACCAUUUAUGGAAUACCAGCAAAACACUUGCACAAUGUUUUAAAAAGAAUGUUACGUAUAUAUAUAAAUAUAUAUGAAAAGAAUAUAGAUAUAAAAAAAUAAUGGCAGCUGUUUUUAUUCCGAUAUAGUUUGAAGUGUUUAAAAAAAAAAAACCUAAUGGUAAACAAGGCGUUUUGGAUUUUACCGUUUCUCCUCCAGUUCUCUUGGUUCUUCUCCUCUUCUGAGUAGUGAUGUGUUUAUAACAGGGUCAGCUUGUUUCCUUUACACCUCUGUAUUUUUUCCUACUCAUGGUCAAAUAAAUUCUUUAUCUGUUUCA
Molecule: messenger RNA, 5956 nt
Organism: Astyanax mexicanus (Mexican tetra)
Lineage: Eukaryota; Metazoa; Chordata; Actinopteri; Characiformes; Acestrorhamphidae
Gene: cnot6a
Product: CCR4-NOT transcription complex, subunit 6a
Exons: 12
Coding region: 234-1907 (557 amino acids)
Biological process (GO): nuclear-transcribed mRNA poly(A) tail shortening
Cellular component (GO): CCR4-NOT complex; cytoplasm; nucleus
Molecular function (GO): protein binding; poly(A)-specific ribonuclease activity
Source: RefSeq, a predicted model, not a curated record